Ostertagia ostertagi is the source of this 546-nucleotide messenger RNA. Lineage: Eukaryota; Metazoa; Nematoda; Chromadorea; Rhabditida; Trichostrongylidae. The record is from the annotation of a GenBank genome assembly.
AUGGAGCGGUUGUGGAGCUGGGAGAAUGAACCGAUCGCUGGUGCAAGUGCUGAGUCCAUUAGUCUUGCGAUGUCACAACUUCAACACUUAACUCCAGGAAGAGCCCGUGCAGGAAGUGAUGGCGUAUGCGGCGAUAACGAAGUCGUUUACAGAACUCCAGGAAGAGCCCGUGCAGGAAGUGAUGGCGUAUGCGGCGAUAACGAAACGUACCUCAUUAUUGUCGCUGUAGCACUGAUCGUUAUUACAAUAAUAGAUCUCGUCUCCUAUAAUCAUGCGAAACCCAUCAAUGUCAUAUUAGCGAUAGUGCUGAUCAUCUUAAUCAUUGUUGGAGUCAUGAAAAAGUCUUCAGGAUGCAUGUUAGCUGUUGUGAUCAUAUUGGUGAUCCUUAUCAUUAUAUGGAUUGUGUUGCUUAUCUUUGAUCUCUAUGCCGUUCUCACUGGUCAUGAAAAAGUCACCACAUGUAAGUAUGAUGAUUAUAGGAUUAUAGCUACCCUUUUCGCAAUCACACACGUACACAACCUCCAACAAUUGUGCAGAAAUGCCCUC